Messenger RNA from Mobula hypostoma (lesser devil ray), 1459 nucleotides. RefSeq names its product stabilizer of axonemal microtubules 4 (gene saxo4). The coding region runs from base 98 to 1459 and encodes 453 amino acids. The transcript is spliced from 13 exons. The record is from RefSeq and is a predicted model, not a curated record. Lineage: Eukaryota; Metazoa; Chordata; Chondrichthyes; Myliobatiformes; Myliobatidae. Gene Ontology annotation, molecular function: phosphatase binding.
GAAGGAUCUUGGUACGAAAUGCCAACUGUUUGUUCGGUCCCAUAGAUACUGCCUGACCUACGGAGUUCCUCCAGCAUUUUAGUACAGUCGAUGCAAAAUGGCUUUGAUUUCUGUGGACAGCACACCUCACUAUGCAAAGACGAGUUUCGGAGCAGAUGUUGAUCCCAUGAAAUUCUACUCUACAACAUGUUCAACAUCCUUUGGUCAUGAACACUUUGUACCCAGGACAGGUGUGCAUUCUGGAGCAGGAUAUGUCACAAAUAUAAGACCUGUCCUACACUACACAUCCUCUAUAGGCAGACUUGAUAAUCCAGUCCUUGGGCAACUUUUGCAAGAUAACUGUCGCUCAAUAACCAAGAAACACUUUGUUCCUUAUGGACACCCAGAUGGAAAAGAAGAUUUUCCUCAUAAGUUACAUUCCAUAGGCAGUGGAUUCAUGCGGACAAAGCCAUUGAACUUCCCAUUCCUCAAAGAUAUGAAAGAGGUUCAUACUGAUACGAAAGAUCAUGGACCAUCGUUUAUCACAGGAAUUCAGCCCAAGCAUGUACCAUUACUACAUCAAAUUCAAUCAAAGGACCCAGUAAUGCAAGAGAAUAGAGGUCAUGGACCACUCUAUAUGUCCACUGAGUAUAAUGCUAAAUAUAAGCCACUGGAUUCAUCAGCAUUUUCUCAACAUAAAACAGUUGGGAAAAAGGAGAACACCGGGUUCACAGAAGGCUCUGAUCUGAGCCCCAUCACCUUCCACCACCCAUCGGCAUAUCAAGGUGACCAACCAGGAUACUGCACCGACCGGCCAACUGGAAUCUCCCUCACAAAAUCAGACUAUCUACCAUCCAGAACUCUACAUGGAGAUGAAUUUCUGCCUUCAAUAGCAAAUAGGUCAAAUAGAGGCACCAGUUUCACAAACGAAGUCAGACUGUCAUUGGACACAGUUCAACCAAGCAAACUUCAUAAUCUUCCCGCUGAUAAGAUAGCAAAGAUAAAGAAGGAAGACCCUGCUGAAUACCUUCACAGAACUUAUCUUAAUGAUCCAAGCAGUAUCAAUUCAUUGACAUACAUAAAACCAGAGCGUAAACCAUUGCAGGCAAAACUGUCUGGUCGCCUUGACAUUGGAAGUCAGGAAUCCACCGGAUUCACCAGCAAUGAGAAUGGUUAUGUAUAUCCAGCCAAGAGUGCAACAGAUACUGACAGAUUCCUGACAAAUUAUAAACUUUGGCACAAUGACAAAACACCAAAGGGAGAAGACAGAGAGGGUUGGACAAGAGGAGGUAUCCAGAAACAGCUAGCUGAUGGUUUUGUUCGAAGCAGCAUCAUUCAUAAGCAUGGACCUGACUAUAACAUAACUGAAAAUUUACAUCAGAUUCACCCCCAUGUGGCCAGAACAAUAAGGUCUGUUGAUGAACAUCAUGAUGAUCACACACAUGACCAUAAACAGCGUCCACCUGGUUUGACCUUCUGA